Aegilops tauschii subsp. strangulata is the source of this 363-nucleotide messenger RNA. NCBI's taxonomy places the organism in Eukaryota, Viridiplantae, Streptophyta, Magnoliopsida, Poales, Poaceae. The record is from RefSeq and is a predicted model, not a curated record.
AUGUCCGCGCCGCCGCCCUCAGACAAUCGCCGCCUGCCACGUGUCCCCGCCGCCGUCUCCACCGCGCCUCCAUCGCGCGGGCCCGCCAGGCCCGCCGCCGGCCCCGCGGCCCGGCACCCGCGAGCCGCGCACCCGUCCCGGGCCGCCUCGCCCCCGCGCGCCGCCUGCCUCCGCCGCCGCCAUCCGUCUCCCUUGUCGCCGGCGCGCCGCCUCGCCUCCGGCCAGAUCCCCCCCAGAUCCGGCGACCCCGCGGCCCCCCGCCGCCUCUCCUGCUCGCCACCGGCCGGAUCCGGCGAGAUCCAGCCCGGAGGAGCCUCGCCGCCACAUCCCGAGCUCGCCGGAGGAGCUCGUCGCCCACGUUGA